Ostertagia ostertagi is the source of this 378-nucleotide messenger RNA. The record is from the annotation of a GenBank genome assembly. Lineage: Eukaryota; Metazoa; Nematoda; Chromadorea; Rhabditida; Trichostrongylidae.
AUGGAAUCAGCCAUGUCGACGUCGUGCCCGGAAAUGCUCAAGACUGCUUUGAGCUCCGAGGACAUUCGAACGGCGCUCACAUAUGGCAUUUCAUCGAGAUGUGCAGAACUGAUGAAUAGAGCCAUAAGCGUGGAAGAUAUUCGUACAGCUCUUGAACAUUUCGACAUUUCGACAAACCCUCACGAACUACUGAAAACAGCUUUAAGCUCGGAAGAUAUAAGAACAGCCAUGGAAUACGGUACAAAAGCCUGUAACUCUUCCUUACCUGUAUCAGACUUCUAUGACGUUCUGCUGAAGACUGCACAUAACCUGGAGUCGCUCUCUAGCGAACUCAUGAGCUCAUGCGAGGAUACACAAAUCCCUUCGGAAGCAGCAUAA